AUGGCAUUCUUAUUCAAACGAAAUCCCAAAACUCCAUUUGAAUUAAUUAAAACUUUGAAUGAUUCAUUAUUAAAAUUAGAUUAUAAUGAUAAAAAAAUACAAGAUGAUUGUACAAGAUAUCUUAAACAAUUAAGAAUUAUAUUACAUGGUGAAGAUGAUAUAGAACCACAACAGGAUCAAAUAUACAACAUAUCACAAGAAAUAUUCCAACAAGAUUGUUUAUACCACCUCAUAAUUAAUUUAUUAAAAUUAGAUUUUGAUUCGAGAAAAGACGUAUUUAUCAUAUUUUCAGUAUUAUUACGACGAAAUAAAGAACAACAAAAUCAACCACCACCUCCAAUAGUCAAUUAUUUAUUAAAUUCGCAACCUGAAAUAUUAUUAAUUCUUUUAAGAGGUCCAGAAACUCAUGAAAUUGGUAUUAUAUCUGGUCAAAUUUUACGAGAAUGUAUUAAAUAUGAAACAAUAAAUAAAUUUAUACUUUAUAAUUCAUUAUUUUGGAAUUUUUUUAAUUAUGUUCAAAUCCCAAUUUUUGAAUUAGCUACAGAUGCAAUGAUGACUCUAAAUGAUUUAUUAACAAUUCAUAGAAAACAGGUUUCGGAAUUUUUAAAUGAUAAUUAUGAUAAAUUUGUAACUACAAUUAAUAAUUUAAUUGAUUCGGAAAAUUAUGUUACAAAAAGACAAAGUGUUAAAUUAUUAAAUGAUUUAAAUUCGUCAAGGGCAAAUUCAAAAUUUAUAAAUAAAUAUUAUGAUGAUACGGUAAAUUUAAAAAAAACAAUGAGAUUAUUAAGUGAAAAUCUGAAAAAUUUGCAAUUGGAAGGAUUUCAUAUAUUAAAAUUCUUUAUGGCAAAUCCAAAAAGGUCACAAAAGAUAAACGACUUAUUAAUAAAGAAUAAAAUAAACUUUCUUAUAUUUUUGAAAAAUUUUGAUGUUGAAAGUUUUCAUGAUCCAACGUUAACUGAUGAAAAAGAUUUCGUAUUACAAGAAAUUGAAAGAUUACCGGAUAGAAAAGAGUAA
Messenger RNA from Insectozyma verbasci, 1014 nucleotides. Lineage: Eukaryota; Fungi; Ascomycota; Pichiomycetes; Serinales; Debaryomycetaceae. The record is from the annotation of a GenBank genome assembly.